CAUCGAUCUCGCUGUAACCGCGGUCGUGGCGGAGUUCUCGAGGUUAGUGGUAACGUAAAUUGCCCCGAUUGACAGUACAUUGUUUGGAAGUGGCCCAUGAAGUUUGAGUUAUUUCAGCAAGAUGUUUGAUCAGUUCAAAGAGAAGAUUCACUCUGUUCAGCUUGAUUUGAAUGCUGGAUUGAAGUCACUGAGUGAGAAGGCCAGAGAAGUUGGACGAUCAAAGAAACUGCCUGGUGAAUUGCAUGUCCUUGACAGCAAAACAGCUGACCUUGCAUCUCUUAAACCAGAAUGUGUUGAUGCUGGCGAUGAAAUCCUCAACAGGUUUCAACAGAUGUGGACUCAGCUACAUGUCAAUAUUGAAUUUUCUGCAGAAAAGGCUACGAAAAGUGACAAGGUUAUCUUAGAGUUGGUAGAGCAUCAUGACAAACAGGUCCAUGUCUGGAAACAGUUCCAGACUAGACUUCAAGAAGUACCAGGCAUGGUGACGCAGAUCCAAAAUCUAGCAGUAACAUUAGGUAAAUUGGAAGCUAAUUUUGAGGAAAUAGAAAGCAUGCUGGAGGGACUUGAAGAUACAUGUGAGGAGGAGGAGUUGCUUGGCAACAAGAAGAUACAACUGGCAGAAUUCAUGAAAUACAAGGAGCAGAAAUCAAAAGAGAGGUUACAGAGAAGAGAACGUCUGCUGGAUGAAUACAACCAGAAGUUCCGUCGACUGGAAGACCGAGAAGAUGCUAAGAAGAAGGAGAGACAGAAAGCCUUCCAAGAAGUCUUUGCUGCUGACAUGGCCCAUUACAAAACUCAUGGAAAAAUGUCAGCUCCAGUGACCCAAUCCUCUCAGGAACUGGAGAACAGACUGGAUGAAUUUGAGAUAACCGUCGAUAGGGAUGACCAACUAGCUCUGGACGACUUCCUGGGACCUGACGAUGAGGACGAGGAAGUCAGUAGGAGCUCUAGCAGAAAAAGGGUACCAGUGACGAAGGAUGAUGAGAGUAAUGAUGGUGAUGAUGAGGAUGAAGAGGAGGCUGCAGCUAAAGUGGAAGGCGUUGCCUCAUUGGACAAGAGAGAAGAGAGGAUAGGACAGAGUGGAGAUGAGAAACUAACAGAGGAGUCCAAAGGAAGUGAUUCUGUGAACUCAGAGGUCACAGAAUCCAAAGAUGAAGCCGAUGUAACUGAAGAACAAACACAUAUAGAGGGUGAAGGAGAAGACUCCACAGAAAACUCAGAGGACAAGCAACAACAUCCAGAGAAUGCCGCUACCAGAGACGGCCUCAAGGAGGAAGAAGAGGAGGAGGAAGAAGACGACGACUUUGGAACCCCUGAUGAAGAUGCAGAAGAAUCAACAUCAAAAUCAUAGCAGAUCACUGGAUUUUGCAUGGAUGAUAGUCCCACCGCUCUGUGUUGAAGGCAGAGAUUUGUCAGUUUCCAAGAGAUUAUUUUAGGAUUUGCUGACUCUAAAUUUGAUAAAGAGCUCUUGAAAAUCCUGUAAUAGUGCUAUACUUCUUCUCUGAUACUCGGGUAAAUUUGUAGUCCGAGUCUAAACAUUGUUUAUUAGUGAGACACUGACUAUGUGAGCCAAUGAGUUGAAUAUCAAGGUUGGUAAGUCAUAACUCAGAUUUUACUGCAGGUGAUGGGCAACCCAAGAUACUUUUUAAUAUAACACUCAUGAAAGGAGUUGUCUGACGUUUUAUCUGACAAGUCCUGUUUUAUCUGACAGAUACCACAGUAACAUUGUUUCUCAGCCAAUAAGAAUCAAGUUGUCAGAAAUGGCAACUUGUUGGGGGAAAAUAUUGAUGAGACACCCAGGUCUCACUGGGUGAUAUUCUGAUAAUUAGACCUAGAUCUAUUCCGAGUGUAAAAUGCUAGGCUUCAAAUUAUUUCUUCCAUAUUUAUGGAAAAUA
Molecule: messenger RNA, 1895 nt
Organism: Lytechinus variegatus (green sea urchin)
Lineage: Eukaryota; Metazoa; Echinodermata; Echinoidea; Temnopleuroida; Toxopneustidae
Product: dysbindin-like
Exons: 12
Coding region: 122-1351 (409 amino acids)
Biological process (GO): negative regulation of protein kinase activity
Cellular component (GO): cytoplasm
Source: RefSeq, a predicted model, not a curated record